CCGUGGUGAGGGGCAGCCACGCGAUCGCCCCCGCGUUCCGCGCCGCUCUGUCACCGUCCGGGAUAACGGGAGACCGCGGUGCGGAACGGCCGGGAGCUGCGGGGCCCCGCGAGCUUUUCGCGAAGGCACCUCCGCGGGCAGCCCCGUGCAGGAAGGCCCCCGCGAGGUCCCCGACCCGCUCGUCAGCCAUUGGUCGCUGCCCCCCUCUUCCGCGCGCCACUUCCUCUCAUUGGCUGCCCCCCGCUCCGCCGCCACGCGAUUGGCCCGGCCCGCCGUCCGCGCGCCGCACGCCAUUGGCUGUCCCUCCCUUGAGGGGCGGGGCGCCUCCUAGCCCCGCCCGGCGCCUAUAUAAGGCGGCGCAGGGGGCGACGCGCCUGCCAUCGCGGGAGGGAGGUGGCGAACGCCGCACGGUCCCGCUCCGGCUGCGGGGGACGCGCGAAGGCGGAGGGCGGUGGGCGGAGCGGCGCGCGGGGCGGAGCGGCGUGCGGGCCAUGAUCGAGAUGGCGGCCGAGCCCGACGCCUUCCGGGCCCCGCCGCCACCGCUGCGGCCGGGAGAACCCCCGGGAGGGCCUCCACCGGGACCCGCCGCCCCGUCCGGGCCCGCGCGGCGGAGGGGCCGUGAGGAAGGGGAGGGCGGCGGGGAGGCCCCGAGGCCGAGGAACGGCUUCCGAGCGGCGGGAGGAGGAGGAGGAGGAGGAGGAGGCGGAGGGGGAAAGCGGCGGAGCAGCUGCGCCGGCCCCAAGCAGCCUCCGUGGAAGCGGCGCCGGAGGGCGGCCUCGGAGUGCGACCCGGCCCUGCCCUCCGAGUUCCUGCUGGGGGGGAACAUCUUCGACCCCCUGAACCUCAACAGCCUCCUGGACGAGGAGGUGAGCCGCGCCCUCAACGCCCGCACCCCCCAGUCCUCCCCCCUGCCCGCCCGCGGCCGCGACCCCGUCGAGAUCCUCAUCCCCCGCGACAUCACCGACCCGCUCAGCCUCAACGCCCCCGGCGACGGCCUCCGCCUCGCCCCCCCCGCCAAGCCCACCCGCCGCCGGCACCGCCACCGCGGCCAGCAGCGCGCCGGCAACGCCGCCGCCGUCAGCGCCGAGCCCGGCAAACCGCCCGACGAGCCCGGCGUCGCCGUCACCAACGCUUCCAGCACCGCCAGCACCGCCUGUUCCAACAGCCGGCACCGCAAGCGGCGGAGGACUUGCAGCAAAUCGGAGGCCGCCCGCCCGCCCGCUUCGCCGGAGAAAGGGAAAAGCGGCACCGGGAGCACCGGGCCGGCGGCAGCGGGAGGAGGAGGAGGAGGAGGAGGAGGAGGAACGGGCAAAGCGGCCCAAGCGGCGCCGCGCCGCCGGAAAGCGCAACGUUUCCAAUACGGGAAUUACUGCAAAUAUUACGGGUACCGCAACCCCGACUGCGAGGACGGCAGGCUGAGGGCCAUGAGGCCCGAGUGGUUCGCCGGCAAAGAGGUGCUGGACGUGGGCUGCAACGUGGGGCACGUGACGCUGAGCAUCGCCAAGCGCUGGGGGCCCGCCCGCGUGGUGGGCUUGGACAUUGACGGCGCGCUCAUCCGCUCGGCGCGCCAGAACAUCCGCCAUUAUUUGUCGGAGGAGAUGGCGGCGGCCGAGGGAGGGGGGAGGAAGGGGUUCCCGGCGGCGCUGCUGGCCAGCAGGGGACCCAUCGCCGCCCCACGGCUGCCCCCCGACGGGCCCGGGGCCGCGGAUUUCCCCCAUAACGUCGUGUUCGUGACGG
Molecule: messenger RNA, 1737 nt
Organism: Numida meleagris (helmeted guineafowl)
Lineage: Eukaryota; Metazoa; Chordata; Aves; Galliformes; Numididae
Gene: MEPCE
Product: methylphosphate capping enzyme
Biological process (GO): snRNA modification
Molecular function (GO): snRNA binding; O-methyltransferase activity; RNA methyltransferase activity
Source: RefSeq, a predicted model, not a curated record